Molecule: messenger RNA, 3670 nt
Organism: Hyaena hyaena (striped hyena)
Lineage: Eukaryota; Metazoa; Chordata; Mammalia; Carnivora; Hyaenidae
Gene: LOXL3
Product: lysyl oxidase like 3
Exons: 12
Coding region: 1099-3195 (698 amino acids)
Biological process (GO): peptidyl-lysine oxidation; inflammatory response
Cellular component (GO): membrane
Molecular function (GO): copper ion binding; protein-lysine 6-oxidase activity
Source: RefSeq, a predicted model, not a curated record
AAGCCAGAAUGUCCCCAGAACAAAGCUGUCCUGUUGUGUUGUUUGUCUGAGUUGGGGGAAGCAUGUUCAGGGGGCCUCUUGCUGAAGAGGGGCUGUUCUCAGCCCCAGACAGAGGGAAGGCCUUGGCUGAGGAGCCGAUUGGCGCCCUGGCCUCCCGUUGCCCAGUGACAGCGAUGGCAGUGUUGGCAGGAGGUCUGGACAACCCCACCUCACUCCCCUCCCAGCUUGAGGCCUGGCCCUCCUGGGUCCCUUGACCCUGCAGGGCAUGUGAGAGCCUGUGUGCUGGGUAGGGUGUGCAGGGGAUUCUCCAUACAUUCUGGUCUCUGCCCUCUCUGCCUUGGAAUCUGGCCAGACGGGGCUCUGGGCUUGGCUCCCAUUCAGGAGCCUAACUAAGAUCUGAGGUUCUCCUAAACCCCCUUGCCAGCUUCUCACCACAAUCAGUAGCUGUCUGCCCUCUCCCAGUGGCUGAAUGGAAUCAUCUGGGUCCUUCUUGCCUCCCGCCAGCCCCUCUCCAUUGCUCUGUGUACCUGGCUCUCUCACGAUCACCUUCUAUCCUUCUUUCACACUGUCUCUCUCUGCUGUCUCUGUUUGCUCCCGCUUUGUUCCCACUUCGUUCCCACCGCUUCCUUCCUCUCACAUCCUGUCUGGGUCUCCCUCUUGCUCAGUCUUCUCUCUUUCUUUGGAUCAUUCUCUGCCUCUUGGUCUCUACUCACUCUCUUUUGAUCUCUGGGUCUCUUAGACCAGUGGGUGGGGGUGAUGGAGGUGCCAAUGACAGAACUAGGAAAGGACAUUGUAGGACAGAACAACCGAUGGUGACUGUUUUACUCUGUACAAAAGGGAGGGAGAGACUCUAUCUCUGGGUCUCUGUCUCUGUCCCUUCCCAGUCUGCACCUCUCUCACUGUGUUUUUGCUCUUGUUUAGUUUGUGUUUCUUUCUCACUUAGUCCACGGGUCCCUGUCUUUCUCUCACACUGUCUCUGACUCUGUCGUUAUUCAGGAUUUCUCUUCCAAUCAUGACCUCUCUCUGGGACCCAGGCCUGACUUCAUCUGUGAUUUCUCUUACACACUCUCUCUCUGGGGCACCCAGGCCUUCCCUGCCAUGCGACCUGUCAGUGUCUGGCAGCGGAGCCCAUGGGGGCUGCUGCUCUGUGUGCUGUGCAGCUCAUGCCUGGGAUCUCCAUCCCCAUCCACGGCCCCCGAGAAGAGGGCUGGGAGCCAGGGGCUGCGGUUCCGGCUGGCCGGCUUCCCCAGGAAGCCCUUUGAGGGCCGAGUGGAGAUACAGAGAGCUGGCGAGUGGGGCACCAUCUGCGAUGACGACUUCACACUUCAGGCUGCCCACGUCCUCUGCAGAGAGCUGGGCUUCACAGAGGCCACGGGCUGGACCCACAGUGCCAAAUAUGGCCCUGGAACAGGCCGCAUCUGGCUGGACAACCUGAGCUGCAGUGGGACUGAGCAGAGUGUGACUGAGUGUGCCUCCCGGGGCUGGGGGAACAGUGACUGUACCCAUGAUGAGGAUGCCGGAGUCAUCUGCAAGGACCAGCGCCUCCCCGGCUUCUCGGAUUCUAAUGUCAUUGAGGUAGAACAGCACCUGCAAGUGGAGGAGGUGCGACUUCGGCCGCCGGCCGUGGGGAGGGGCAGGCGGCCCCUGCCAGUGACCGAGGGACUGGUCGAAGUCAGGCUUCCCGACGGAUGGUCGCAAGUGUGUGACAAAGGGUGGAGCGCCCAUAACAGCCACGUGGUCUGCGGGAUGCUGGGCUUCCCUAGCGAAAAGAGGGUCAACACGGCCUUCUACAGGCUGCUGGCCCAGCGGCAGCAACACUCCUUUGGUCUGCAUGGGGUGGCGUGCGUGGGCACGGAGGCCCACCUCUCCCUCUGCUCCUUGGAGUUCUAUCGUGCCAAUGACACCACCAGGUGCCCUGGGGGGGCCCCUGCGGUGGUGAGCUGUGUGCCAGGCCCUCUCUACGCAGCAUCCAGUGGCCAGAGGAAGCAACAACAGUCGAAGCCUCAGGGGGAGACCCGAGUGCGUCUAAAGGGUGGGGCCCACCCUGGAGAGGGCCGGGUGGAAGUCCUGAAGGCCAGCACGUGGGGCACAGUCUGUGAUCGCAAGUGGGACCUGCAGGCAGCCAGCGUGGUGUGUCGGGAGCUGGGCUUCGGGACUGCUCGAGAGGCUCUGAGUGGUGCCCGCAUGGGCCAGGGCAUGGGUGCUAUCCACUUAAGUGAGGUUCGGUGCUCUGGACAGGAACCCUCCCUCUGGAAGUGCCCCCACAAGAACAUCACAGCUGAAGACUGUUCCCAUAGCCAAGAUGCUGGAGUCCGAUGCAACCUGCCCUACACUGGGGUAGAGACCAAGGAGACCUGGUACUGGGACUCAGGGAAUAUAACAGAGGUGGUGAUGAGUGGAGUCCGCUGCACAGGGUCUGAGCUGUCCUUGGACCAAUGUGCUCAUCAUAGCACCCACAUCGCCUGCAAGAGGCCAGGAACUCGUUUCACUGCUGGAGUCAUCUGUUCUGAGACUGCAUCAGACCUGCUGCUGCACUCAGCACUGGUGCAGGAGACCGCCUACAUCGAGGACCGGCCCCUGCACAUGCUGUACUGUGCUGCAGAAGAGAACUGCCUGGCCCGCUCGGCCCGCUCGGCCAACUGGCCUUAUGGCCACAGGCGUCUGCUCCGAUUCUCCUCCCAGAUCCACAACCUGGGACGAGCUGACUUUAGGCCCAAGGCUGGGCGCCACUCCUGGGUGUGGCACGAGUGUCAUGGGCAUUACCACAGUAUGGACAUCUUCACUCACUAUGAUAUCCUGACCCCCAAUGGCACCAAGGUGGCUGAGGGCCACAAAGCUAGUUUCUGUCUGGAAGAUACCGAAUGUCAGGAGGAUGUCUCCAAGAGGUAUGAGUGUGCUAACUUUGGAGAGCAGGGCAUUACCGUGGGUUGCUGGGAUCUCUACAGGCAUGACAUCGAUUGCCAAUGGAUUGACAUCACAGAUGUGAAGCCAGGAAACUACAUUCUGCAGGUGGUCAUCAACCCCAAUUUUGAAGUAGCAGAAAGUGACUUCACCAACAAUGCAAUGAAAUGUAACUGCAAAUACGAUGGACAUCGCAUCUGGGUGCACAACUGCCACAUUGGUGAUGCCUUCAGUGAAGAGGCCAACAGGAAGUUCGAGCGCUACCCUGGCCAGACCAGCAACCAGAUCAUCUGAGGUGCUGCCACCCUCCUCUGCAAACCACCACUGGCCCCUAGUGGCAGGGGUCUGAGGCUACCAUUACCUCAGGAGCUUACCGAGGAACCCCUGAUGUCAGCAGGCCAGCCAUGCUCUUCCAGUGUGCGCUAUGGAUGUGGAACCGUCAAGACGAAGUUCUCGCCCUCCUUCCUAGGCCAGCUGCCGGAUCUGUGGCUAAGCACGGGGUAUUUUUGCUCCCAGACCCAGCACUGAGUCAAGCACGCUACAAAGAACAGCGCCUCACUGACUGCCCAGAACAACAGACAGCAGGAGCUCAUUUUCUUGAAUAGGGAGGUCAGAAUGGUCAGCUCCAGUAUCUCCCCUAGGUUCAGGGGGGAUACAGCUUUACCUCUAGCCUCUUCAUGGGGGAAAAGAUCAGUAACCCCCGCCCUUAUUUUUGACUAAAACAUGAUGCUAGGUAUAAUUUUAUUUUAUAUAAAAAGCAUUUGUGUGA